AUGAGACUGGUGCUGUUCUGGAGGGGAGAGGGGUUGGCCUCCCUAGGAGGGGCCGUGUGGAGGAGAGGGCCCCGCACAGAGGACGGCGUGGAUGGCGGCUGCGCGGCGGCGGCCCCGGGCCCCGACGCCGAGCGCGGGUCUUCACAGGAGGGGGCCAGCCUCCGGGAGCAGGAGGCGCGGCUGGAGAGCCGCCGCCGCGCGCGCUCCUUCUCGCUGCCCGCCGACCCGAUCCUGCAGGCGGCUCAGUUCCUGCAGCAGCGCCAGCCGCCUGCCCCGAGCGCGGAGGGCGGCGAGGCGGCCGAGGACGCGCCGCUCGGUCCGGGCGACUGCUGCGCCAAGUGCAAGAAGCGGGUGCAGUUCGCGGACGCGCUGGGGCUGAGCCUGGCCCGCGUGAAGCACUUCAGCGAGGCCGAGGAGCCGCAGGUGCCGCCCGCCGUGCUCUCACGCCUGCGCAGCUUCCCGGCGCGCGCCGAGGACCUGGAGGGGCUCCCGGGCCUGCUGGCUGCGGUGGGGGCCGCGCCCCCCCGCGCGGCGCCGCCGCCCCGGCUGCAGCCCCUCUUCGAGCUGCCCGGGCCGAGCGCCGCGGCUGCGCGCCUGCGGAGACAGCGCGUAUGCCUGGAGCGCGUGCAGUGCGCGGCGCCAGGCGGCGCGGAGGUGACCGGCUCGGGCCGGGUGCUGGGCUGCCCCGGGCCGCGCGUCGUGGCCGUGCGCUACACCUUCACCGAGUGGCGCUCCUUCCUGGACGUGCCGGCCGAGCUGCGGCCCGAGCCCGGGAAGCCUCUGCCGCCAGACGCGCCGUCGGGGGAGCCUGGGGACGCCGAAGAGGAGGAGGAGCCCGGCGCCGAGCGCUUCCACUUCGCGCUGUCCCUGCCCCCGGGCCUGCUGCCCAAGGAGGGGGAGGACGCGGACUCGCCGGGGCUCGCCGUCCACUUCGCCAUCUGCUACCGGUGUGCCCAGGGCGAGUACUGGGAUAACAACGCGGGGGCCAACUACACGCUGCGCUCGGGGCGCCCGGCCGACGCGCUCUGA
Molecule: messenger RNA, 1029 nt
Organism: Odocoileus virginianus texanus
Lineage: Eukaryota; Metazoa; Chordata; Mammalia; Artiodactyla; Cervidae
Source: RefSeq, a predicted model, not a curated record